This is a messenger RNA of Coccidioides immitis RS, 519 nucleotides long. RefSeq lists its product as uncharacterized. The record is from RefSeq and is a predicted model, not a curated record. NCBI's taxonomy places the organism in Eukaryota, Fungi, Ascomycota, Eurotiomycetes, Onygenales, Onygenaceae. The transcript is spliced from 2 exons. Bases 1 to 519 code for a protein of 172 amino acids.
AUGUCCCAGUACCCUAGAUCUUCCAUGUCAUCUUACGAUCGGUCGCCGGCACCGGCCAUGAGCUAUUCCGUCUCAUCGGAUAGCAACUGCUCGAGACACACUACCUCGAGUACGUCAUCGGCUUAUUACCACGCGGAUAGCAACGCUUCGUACUCUCAUUCGCAAACAAGUUACCAACAUCAUUAUGGCAGCUCGCCCCAAGAUAUUGAGCCUACCAGUCCCCAAGUCAAACGAUCUACCUCCCGAUCGUCAAGACAAGACUCCCAGCCAAGAUCGAGUCCGCGUUACAUCUGCGUCCAUCCGGGCUGUGAGAGCAGCUUCAGUCGCCCAGCCGAUCUGAGUCGCCACCAGGUUUCGGUGCAUUUUCGCGACGGGGUCAUGUUGGACUGCCCCAAACCCCGAUGUACUCGGAAAGGAGAUCAGGGAUUCUCAAGACAAGAUCAUCUUAUCGAGCAUUUACGCCAGUUCCAUUGCAUGAAGUUGGCGAAACGAACCUCGAAAUCUCAGCGCCGCGAGUGA